This is a messenger RNA of Suncus etruscus (white-toothed pygmy shrew), 696 nucleotides long. RefSeq names its product transmembrane protein 100 (gene TMEM100). Lineage: Eukaryota; Metazoa; Chordata; Mammalia; Eulipotyphla; Soricidae. Bases 228 to 632 code for a protein of 134 amino acids. The record is from RefSeq and is a predicted model, not a curated record. Gene Ontology annotation, biological process: cellular response to BMP stimulus. The transcript is spliced from 2 exons.
UUUUCCUUUUCCGUAGAGGCAAUCCCUGCCCUGUCAUUUUAUUGACGGACUUGCCAGCACAGGCUCAUUUCUCCUGAAGUUAAUGGAAGAAACUCAAGUGCUGCUGUUUCCUCCCUCUCCUUGUCCAGUGGUUUCAUGAUCAUGGCUUUCUUCUCUCCGAGCUCCCAUCCCAGUGAGACCCUGCAAAUCUAGACUGCGAACUCAGCUAGGAAACAGUACUAUUAAAAAUGACUGAAGAACCUGUAAAGGAGAUCUCGGGAACCCCAAAAUCUCCAAAGCAGGGGACAAUGGAGAAGAGCACCAAGAAGGAAGUCGUGAUCAACACAGUCCCCUUGGUCAGUGAGAUUCAGCUGACGGCUGCUACAGGGGGUGCUGAGCUCUCCUGCUACCGGUGCCUUAUUCCCUUCGCUGUGGUAAUAUUCAUUGCUGGGACAGUGGUCACUGCUGUGGCCUACAGCUUUAAUUCCCACGGCUCCAUCAUCUCCAUCUUUGGCUUAGUUGUUCUGUCAUUGGGACUUUUUUUGUUAGCCUCCAGUGCAUUGUGCUGGAAAGUAAGACAACGAAGUAAGAAAGCCAAGAGAAGGGAGAGUCAGACAGCUCUUGUAGCCAAUCAGAGAACUUUGUUUGCUUAAGACUAUUUGGGACCAAGGGGGUUGUGUGACCUGAAAACCUGCUCUCACUUUAGCAGGCUGCACC